AUGCUGAACAAGCUGCAAGGCCAACCUGAUAGCUACGAUAAGAAGGCCCAGUAUCGAUUUGGAAAAACACUAGGAGCGGGUACAUAUGGUAUCGUCAGAGAGGCUGAUUUCAAUGGAGAAAAAUGCGCGGUCAAGAUCAUCCUCAAAAAGAGCGUUAAGGGCAAUGAGCAAAUGGUCUACGAUGAAUUGAAGAUGCUUCAGACACUCAGUCAUCCUCAUAUUGUCAAGUUCCAAGACUGGUUCGAAUCGAGGGACAAAUUCUACAUUGUGACUCAACUUGCUACUGGAGGCGAACUUUUCGACAGAAUUUGUGACAAGGGCAAGUUCACGGAGAGGGAUGCCUCACAAACAAUCAAGCAGGUCCUGGAGGCCGUUGAUUAUCUUCACGGUAAAAAUAUCGUUCACCGAGACCUCAAACCAGAAAACCUUCUCUAUCUCACCAAAGACCCGGAUUCCGAACUGGUUCUUGCUGAUUUUGGUAUUGCCAAAACUCUCGACAGCCCCGGCGCAGUCUUAACAUCCAUGGCGGGGUCAUUUGGCUAUGCUGCUCCCGAAGUCAUGUUGAAGCAGGGUCAUGGUAAAGCGGUUGACAUGUGGUCUUUGGGAGUCAUCACAUACACCCUUCUCUGCGGCUAUUCUCCUUUCCGAUCCGAAAAUUUGGCCGACCUGGUGGAUGAAUGCAAGAGUGGUCGCAUCAUCUUCCAUGAAAGGUACUGGAAAGAUGUCAGCAAGGACGCCAAAGAGUUCAUUCUUUGCCUAUUACAACCAGAUCCCAAACGACGAGCUACCAGUCAAGAAGCCCUCCAGCAUAUCUGGUUGACCGGUGAGACCGCAUCAGACCACGAUCUCAUUCCAGAAAUCAGAUCCUACUUGGCGAAGAUGAAGCUGAAGCGGGGUAUCGAGUUGGUCAAGCUGGCGAAUCGAAUCGAUGCUCUAAAAAUGCAAGAAGACGAGGAUCCAGACUCUCCCGACGCAAACGAUAUACCUGCCAAUGCACAGAACGCCGCUGGAUUGGCUGUCAAGAACCAUGUUCGAGGGGUGUCUCCAGGCCGUGGGCUUUCGACAAGUGAAUCCCACGAAAAGAAAUCAUUGAGCAAAGCAGCGAAAAGUGCCAUUUUCAGAGAAGUGGUCCUGGCAAAGGUGAGGGAAAUGAAGGACAAGGAGAAAACAGACAGGCUGGUAGCCGAGGCCGCAAAGGAACAUGAAAGAAGAAAGAGCUUCUCGGGACAAAAAUGA
Molecule: messenger RNA, 1236 nt
Organism: Rhinocladiella mackenziei CBS 650.93
Lineage: Eukaryota; Fungi; Ascomycota; Eurotiomycetes; Chaetothyriales; Herpotrichiellaceae
Product: calcium/calmodulin-dependent protein kinase
Exons: 3
Coding region: 1-1236 (411 amino acids)
Biological process (GO): protein phosphorylation; cellular response to oxidative stress
Molecular function (GO): calcium/calmodulin-dependent protein kinase activity; ATP binding
Source: RefSeq, a predicted model, not a curated record